Messenger RNA from Effrenium voratum, 396 nucleotides. The record is from the annotation of a GenBank genome assembly. NCBI's taxonomy places the organism in Eukaryota, Dinophyceae, Suessiales, Symbiodiniaceae.
AUGGCAAUGAAGCUGGCAAUGAGGUGCCUCUUGGCACUGCUCUUGGUCCAGGGAAGCGUCAGCUUCCGCAAGAAGGCAGACAAGGGCCUGCGGGGCCUGCCGAAGCAGCCGAAGGCGCUGCUGGAGGAGCUGGAGUUGCUGCUCGGGGAGGAGCAGAAAGAGGUCGCUGAACGUUUGCAAGACUUCGAAGACGACCUCCGCGUGACCUUCAAGGCGCUUCCGAAGAACUCCCGGGGCGGCUUGGAGGCACCGUCCGCGCGCUACGCGCUGCACAGGCUCUUCAACCAGCGCUACGGUUGGCAAAUCAAAGGCCUCGAGACUACCGGAGGCCUUUCGGCGGAGGGUUUCGGGGAUGAGGCGCCGAAACAGACGAAGCUGAGCUCUGGAGCCCGCUAG